GUUGCAACGCGACGUUGAGGCGUAUCAUUCUCUGAAUAAAUACAAUACCAAAACCCUUUCCGGCUCUAAACUCCAAUACUUGCCUCUGCCUCAUCGUCUUCUCUCUCUAUCUCUAAUGGCGGCGCAGAUGGAUCACGAUGCUGUGGCCAAGGCCUUCGUGGAACAUUACUACUCGACCUUCGACAAUAACCGUGUCGGUCUGGGCGGUCUCUACCAGGAAGCUUCCAUGCUCACCUUCGAAGGUCAGAAGAUCCAAGGAGUCCAGAGCAUCGUCGCCAAGCUCACCUCUCUCCCUUUCCAGCAGUGCAAACACAACAUCUCCACUGUCGAUUGUCAGCCUUCUGGUCCUGCCUCCGGUAUGCUCGUUUUCGUCUCCGGUAAUCUCCAGCUCGCCGGCGAGGAACACGCCCUCAAGUUCAGCCAGAUGUUUCAUUUGAUGCCGACCCCACAAGGAAGCUUUUACGUGUUCAACGAUAUAUUCAGAUUGAACUACGCCUGAAGAAGAAUCUCAGAUACUAUAUUACUAGAUGAUUUAUCUUGAGAACAAAGCAAGACUCUUUUGUAUUUGUAUUUGAAUGGGGUUUGUUCGUUUGUCAUUUACAUUCCAGUGAUUUGAUAAGACAAAUUAAAAUUGUUUCCAAUAUGCUA
This is a messenger RNA of Brassica oleracea var. oleracea, 648 nucleotides long. RefSeq names its product nuclear transport factor 2-like. The transcript is spliced from 2 exons. Gene Ontology annotation, cellular component: nuclear pore central transport channel. The record is from RefSeq and is a predicted model, not a curated record. NCBI's taxonomy places the organism in Eukaryota, Viridiplantae, Streptophyta, Magnoliopsida, Brassicales, Brassicaceae. Bases 116 to 499 code for a protein of 127 amino acids. Gene Ontology annotation, biological process: nucleocytoplasmic transport.